Molecule: messenger RNA, 794 nt
Organism: Thunnus maccoyii (southern bluefin tuna)
Lineage: Eukaryota; Metazoa; Chordata; Actinopteri; Scombriformes; Scombridae
Gene: ubald2
Product: UBA-like domain containing 2
Exons: 3
Coding region: 23-739 (238 amino acids)
Molecular function (GO): protein binding
Source: RefSeq, a predicted model, not a curated record
CUUUGUUGUUGGUGAUGAUGACAUGAAAAUAUUGUUGUUGCUGUUGGAGGCUGCGGAGACUCAGCGGCGGAGACAGGCAGCAGGCAGCAGGCAGGCAGGGAGGAGCGGGGUUGAAGGCUUAGCGGCGUUCAUCCGAGUGAAGAUUUGUUUUUAUUUUGUUUUAUUUUCGACUUUAAAGCAACUGCGUGUUGCGAGAAUAGCGGCCAUGUCGGUGAAUAUGGAGGAACUCAGGCACCAAGUGAUGAUCAACCAGUUUGUUUUGACGGCUGGCUGCGCCGCCGACCAGGCGAAGCAGCUCCUACAAGCGGCCCACUGGCAGUUUGAGACGGCCUUAAGCUCCUUCUUCCAGGAGGCCAACAUCCCCAGUCACCACCACCAGAUGAUGUGUACUCCGAGGAACACUCCCGCCACGCCGCCGAACUUCCCCGACGCCAUCACCAUGUUCUCCAAGCUGCGGGCGUCCGACUGCGGCUCCGGCGCCGGCGGCGGCCCCGCCCAGGUGUCCAUGGCCUGCUCCCCGCCGGCCCCCUCCUCCACGACGGGCUUCGGCUCCUUCUGGGCCUCCUCGCCGCCCAGCCACCAGCCGGCGUGGCUGCCCCCGUCGUCGCCCACCGGCCACCACAUGCACCACCACUACCACCACCACCACAUGCAACAGACUCCCAUGUGGCCCCCCGUCUCUCAGCCCAGCGGCUCCCAGCAGCCCCCCGUCGUAUCGGCGCUCCACGGCCAGAGAUGAGACUGUGUGCGGCGGGCCGGGAGGCGUCGUGUGUAGCCAAAUGAAUCUGUUUGGG